GCGGGGACUCCGUUUCGAGGUUAGGUCACGACCGAGCGGAGCCUCGACUUGCUACCUCAGGCAGAUCAAACCGGCCACAUUUAUGGGGGUGUCCGGAGAGUGCGCGGUCAAAGGUGCCGGCAGCAAGAGCCACCCCUGUCACUGCUGCACCCACGUAGCCAACGCGAGCGCCAGCGUGCCCGCCCACCACCAUCACCACCCGCACCACCAUCACUAUCACCACCAUCACCAUCACCGGCACUCCAAGAGCCCCGUAGAGGCCCAGCAGGAGCCUGGGGACACCAACAUCCUCUCCUCCCUCAGGAGCAAGAUGAAGGUGCUCAAGAAGCUCAAGCGCAAGAUGGGACUAGCACCCAGAUCCUCCAGCGCAGGGACCAACAAUCUGCCGCCCCUGACCUUCCACCAGGUACAUGGGGAUAAUAUCCGCCUCCUCCAAGGUGGCACCAUCGCCAGGAGACACGAGAGCUUCUGCAAGGGUGUCACCUUCAGCGCAAGGCCCGUCCGAGUCGGCGAGAAGGUGUGCGUAAAGUUCCUGGAGAUCUCCGACAACUGGAGCGGGGUGAUCCGAUUCGGGUUCACCAGCAACGACCCGAUAAACCUGCGAAACGGCCUGCCGAAGUACGCCUGCCCCGACCUUACCAACAAGCCCGGCUACUGGGCGAAGGCCCUGGCCGAGAGGUUCGCCGAGCGCGACACCGUCCUCUUCUACUACGUGACCUCGGCCGGCGACGUCCACUUCGGGGUCAAUGGCGAGGAGAAGGGAGUCUUCUUCAGCGGGGUCGAGACCAAGGGGCCCCUCUGGACGAUCAUCGACGUCUACGGGAACACGACCGCCAUCGAGCUCGUCGACCCCAACCGGCAGCACUUCAACAACAUCCGCAGGAGCGCCGAGCACAGCAACGAGGACAAUGCCCAGCACAGCAGGCACUCGGCGAUGGACGACGCCAGCAACGCUGGCCGAGACGUCGAGAGGAUCGUCGUUCCGUCCAUGCAGAGCAUGUCCAUCCAUCACGAACCCGACGUCGACCUGCCAGGUCUGAGGUUUCAACCUUCAGGGGUGCUCUUCGCGCCGCUACCCUUCCACCCGACCCGGGGCAGGAACAUCCGCUUCAGCAACCAGCAGUGCGUGGCUACUCGCAGCGACACGGAAUUCUGCCAUGGGUACGCGUUCACCAGCAGACCCCUUCUUCUGGGCGAGCGCCUCGUGGUGCAGAUCCUGGCGACGGAGCCCUUGUACGUCGGAGCCCUCGCUCUGGGCCUGACAUCCUGCGACCCCGCCAGGCUUACCGCCGAAGAUCUUCCCGACGACAGCGACCUCCUGCUGGACCGGUCCGAGUAUUGGGUCGUCUCGAAGGACGUGGCCUCGUGUCCGGAACCCGGGGACGAGAUCGCCUUCACGGUGACCCACUACGGCGAGGUGCAGAUGAGCAAGAACGGCGGGCCACCGAACGUAGUCAUGCACGUGGACCAGAGCCUCCAGCUGUGGGCGUUCGUCGACGUCUACGGGAGCACGCAGCGCGUCAGAAUGCUGGCCAGCAGGCCGACGUCCCCUCCUAGGCAGCAGCAGCAACAACAGCCGCAGCAACAGCCCAUUCCCUCUGCGAACCAACAUUCGAAUCACAGCAACGCCGCCACCGAGCUCUCCAGAUUCUCGGACGUGCUCCAGGUUAAGCCGGUCGGCGGAGGAACGGUGCUGGUCGUGAACCUGCCUCCUCAGGGUAGCUACCCGGCGCCGCCGCCACCGACGCCGCAGCCCAUAUACGCCACGGCGGCCGCGGCUUCCCACAGGAACCCUCCACCUGCUCACCUGCCGCCCCCGCCGCCUCCGGUUCACCUGCCUCCGCUACCGCCUCCACCCAUGGCUCCCAUACCGCAUCCAGGGUCCUCCAGGCAGUCCUCGCCCUUGACCGGCACCAUGACCAGCACGGGGUCCUCCACCUACGUAGACCCCGUGUCUUACCAGACCCUCGACGGCACCCUCACUUCCCAGGCCUCGUCUCACCUGCAACAGUGGAGCGAGGGUCUUCAACCUACCCCCGGACAGCCCAGCGAGUGCUCCAUCUGCUACGAGAGGAACAUCAACAGUGUCCUCUACAUGUGCGGGCACAUGUGUAUGUGCUAUCCUUGCGCCAUCCAGCAGUGGCGGGGCAAGGGAGGCGGCCACUGCCCGCUCUGCAGGGCGACCAUCAGGGACGUUAUCCGCAUUUACAGAUCGUGAACCGGUCUGCGGUACCGGCCCCCGUACGCCGGGGGCUGAGCGCGCCGGUAUCAAGCAUUCUUGGGCGUCCCGUCGACGACCACUCCCCAGAGGUCCACCAGCUGCCGACGACCGGGACCCGGGUGCUGCGACGAGACCGGCAGCCUUGGUCAAGGUCCGCCUAGGACUGCGGAAGUAUUUCGAGAGGCACCUCCUGGAGCGAACCCCCGCCUCUCCUGCCCCGGUACCCGGUGGUCCUCUUGGGGCGGGAUCCCUCCUAGACGCUUUCGUCCAGGAUGCGGCUCCGAGGGACCCCCAUGUUGGCCUUGGAGGGUCACUCGUCGAGUCUCUGCACGACUUCCAACGUUCCUGGUGCUCGGCAUUUCCACGGAUGCUCGCGUGAUAGUACAUAGUUUCUUAUGCGGUUUAAUGACGACUGGGCGGAGGAGAGGCUGACGGGUCCAGGGUCUCCCGCGAACCGACCCUGGACCUGGGGACUUUCGGGUUGAUCCGGCGUCGUUGCCGGUGAUCUUGUCACGGUUCAUCGCACGGGGGUGUUCUUGGUCCUCGGGCUGGGGAGAUUCGGGACGACGUUCCCGGAGGACGUCGAGGAAGUUUGUCGAAUUGGGGGGACUGACGUGCCGCCAACGUGCUUCCAAAGCGUAACACUGCCGUCGUGCCGAUGCGACGAAGGCUGAAAAUAACGUAAACGGAGAAAAAAAAAAAGCAGAAAGUGCGAAGGGUACAGAGGUCCUUGUUGCAGGGGGUGACGAUCCACCUUCUCGAUCGACCUCGCCAGAGAGGUCGGUCCGCCUCGGAGAGGGAGAAAGAGAGAUAGAGAUUGAAUUUUUAGGUCUCUUAUUAUUUUUCCUUUUUUUUUUUUUAACCAUAAUUAUUACCGCUACCUUUAUCGCUACUCGUGCUACUAUUCUUACUGCUAUUAUUACCCCUUAUUUUUACGGUUACUAGUGUCCACCAUCCGUGGCUACGAUUAUCGCUAUGUUUAUUAUAUUUUUAUCCCUAUUAUUAUCGUUACUUAUUAGCGCGAUUAGGAGGAUUCUUGAUUGUACGGCAGCAUGAUUAUUUAAUGUCCUGUAAUUAUCCAGCGCGGGCUUUCUUUCUCAUACCUAUGUGGCGUUUAGUUUGACUUCGAGCGUGCCUCUUCUUAAGUACAGAUUAGUUAGAGGGUCGUACGUUCUCCAGUGUUCUCUAUUUUUAUUUUUAUUCCUCCUUUUCUUUUUUUUUUCUAUAUAUAUAUAUUGUUCUUGACGAUCAGCCCGUUCCCCGAGUAACUACCAAAGAACAGCACCCACUUUCAACGAACCGACGCGACGUUCGCGACGCCUUUUCGUCCGGACGCCCCGUUAAAGCCCGAUGCUUUUUGAUACGUUAGAUUAGCCGUGUACUUUUUUACUACUCGAGACACCGCGGAGGAAGAAAAACGUGUAUGACUCCCCGAGCGGAAUAUUGAAUCUCGUCGGGAUAUUAUCCUACCAGAGGACGACGUUCGUGCGGUGACUUCGAUGCACGGACGAGGCAUGGAGAGCUCGCGAGCAAUUUCUGAUGCAGACGGUGGGAGGGAGAGGGAUAAAUCUGAUCGGAAGAACUAGAGGCAAGACUUCCACUUCCCAGGAUCGAGGCUUAUCAAUUUCUAAGCCCUUAUCAACCCUUUGCGGAGAUUCGGCUUCUUCGAGCCUCGGUCCGGACAGAUCGAUCCCUGCGCCCUGGCAGAACCAGACUAGGCGAACAUUAUUUUCGUACACUCCGUCGAGCCGGGAAAAUCGGACAAAUCGUAUAUCUCGGUGCACCCUGAUUAACGGAAUCCCGGUAAUGAACAUUGUCGCACCAGGGUGCACCGGGUGCAUUCGGCGCAUCGGCGUCUACCUGUCAGGGCCUUAAUUUUUUGCAUCUUGUGAGAUAAUCACACGGGAAGAAGGGUUUCACGACCGAGCGCCAUGACAUAGUACACUGGAAAUAUAUUGUCAAUACGCUGUCAAUUUGUUACGUCGAUUGUACAGAGCGGGAGGUGCGGAGUUGAAGAGGCGUUUAUUGAUAACGCCGUUUCAACUGCGCCGUGUGAGGUCUACUGCGAGCCCACGUCGACCGGCGGUGUGAUUCCUCCUGAAUGUUUUAAUUUCGCCGAUUCUUUAUUGUUUCUUUUUUUCUCUUUUUUUUAUACAAAUGGCUCAAUCACAUCCUAAACUAACGUGGAAGCGUGUAGAAAUACCGGAGCGUGUAUUUUAUAUCACGAUUGACUUUAUUACCCGCAAAUGAUUCCGCGUGGAAGAUCACAGCGCCAGAUAUUAACACCGUGGGCCGCCGAUAUAUAUCAUACAAAGUACUAAUAGGAGAUGUUGUUAUUACGCAUUGUUGAAUACAUAUAUUUAUUUGAGGCAAAUCGACUGUAAGCUAUAGAGGAUUGAUUUUUUUAAUGACUAAAGUCACUAUACGAGGUAUCGAUGUAACGUGACCGCGGUCCGUAAUAGUCGGCGCUUUGUCGUGAAACAUUUAUCUUCUAUACGGGGAGGACGACGUGCGCGACUUGCUCGCGAUUGUCCCGGCUCGAUUCCGAUUUUCCUUGAUAAGUCUGUCGCGGAAGAGUUUUCUGCGUGUACGGUUGAAUGGCAAGGGAAAUGUGUAGAGAGGAAACGACCGCCAGCUGGUGCGAGAUCGCUCUAGAAUUUUGUUGACGGCUCUUCCUCUAAACUUUCCUACAUGGUAGAAAGAUCUUCCCGAGGAAGAGAGAGGGAGCGAUCGAGCCGCGAGAUUUUCGACUCGUCGAAAUUCGACGAAACUCGAAGAAAUUCCCCCCCCACCGACGAGCACGCGGUCGGUCUUAAAUUCGUAUGAGCACUGUUGACAUUUGACGAAUCAUUCGGAGCUGUCAAAGGUGUCGCGGUCCUCGUACCUUCUCGUUUCCUCUCUCCAUCUUUCCGCGCGAAGGAAGGCAAGAAGACGAAUGGUCGCGCCCAAAAGAAAACACGCAAUAAAGCAGUAGUGAAAUCUCUAGUCCAGCGUGCGGCAGUCUACCCGUAUCUGCCAAUCCAAAAAGAAGAAAGAAGUAAGGUUUAACGUGUAAACGAGAGAGAGAGAGAGAGAGAGAGAGAGAGAGAGAGAGAGAGAGAGAAGGAGAGAAAAAUUUUAUAGAUACAAAGUGAAGAAAAUUAUCAGCGCGCGCCUUCCCCGCCGAUAUCAGGGCCGACUGCGCGCGCGCUCGCAAGAUCUAAUAGGAGAUGUAAUUAUUAUUCUAAGUACUAUUAAUUAUUAUUAUACUAUUAUUCUAUUAAGCGUUGAACGGAGGAGGCAGAGGGUGAUUCGCGGAUUAUGUUUCUUAGGGUAUAUAUAAAUAUAAAUAUAAAUAUAUAUAUAUAUAUAUACGCGCGAUAAUGCGCGAGGUGUGUCGCAGGAGAGAAAUGUUCCCAAAAAUUCGCUGAUAAAGUAACUGUAAGGGUAAGAGAGUCAUUGACAUUAGACGGACAAUUAUACCAGGUAACGUUGACGACCUAGGGUAGCCUCGUUAUUUCUACGCCGUCGUCGUUGACGGAGAGCGUUGUCGUUGCCGCCUGACCUUAUUUCUUCUUCUUUUUUUUUUUUUUUCAUUUCCGCAUCUCGUGACGUAUGUUCGAUUCGGCAUGUUCUCUGUUAUUAUGUGUAAUAACGCGGUUCGCAUAAGUGCGAGCAAUCCAACGCUUGGUACUCGUUCGAUGGCACGAGGGACCCUUCAGUUUUACCGUCUACGUCCUUUCGGGUGAACCGCGCGGUUUCCACCCUUCAUCGUAUAAACUUGACGUGUCAAUGUCAGUGCAAGGGACAGAUACAGGAACUCGCGCUUUUUCUAUCACUCGAUAUCCCGUUUGCGUAUGCUAUUCGUUGCGAUAAACAGUUGUGAAUAUUGUCACGUCUCUGUGGUCGAUGUGUCGGUAAGAGUUCGUUUUUUUUUUUCUCACUUUCCUCCGAAACUUAAUGUAAAGACGCCGAUGAAGUUUAUACAUAUGUAAUAUAAAUACGCGCAGCCCCGUGCUGCCGGGCACAAUAAAAUAUUAUAUCUAUCAGACGGUCGGAUGGCUUUAUCGAAAUCCCCUGCAGUCCUUCGUCCUUAGACAUCAGAAGUCGCUUCUGAUCUCAUCGACGAUCCGUAUCUCCAUUAAAAGCUGUCUCCUCGAACCCCGUCGAAGAUUCGGCACGACUCCAAAUAUAUUCUUCUUCGGUUCCUAAAAAUAUACGAUCAACCGUCAAAAUAGUCCCCGCCUAUAUUUACGCGAUACGUUUAGCCGUUCACCAAGUUUAGCAUUUUCAGUGUCGGCGAUGUCCAGUCUCGUGUAGACGAAACAAUGACCUUGACAGAAUCCGAAGCGAGGAAGGGCGACCUCCUUGCGGGACUUUCGGCACUCUGCCGAGAUUCCCACGGGUGACGCUUAUUUUUAAACGUCGGUUGCCGUGGCUACGAGAAAGGGUGUUAUUUACACUAGGCAAUCUCGUAACUAUAUUACCUGGUGGGAGUAGGGCUCCGGACUAUUUUGCUUCAGUCUCGUGAUUCUCCCGCGCCUGCGGACGUCCCUCCCCGGAUCGACUGACCUUUCCGAGGAAACUGCACCGCUUCUGUUGGAUCCUCUUCUUAAUAAUAAUUCUAAGUCUACUUCUGACGGGAUUCCUCUCGCCGGAGGCCCUCGAUGAAGAAGCCCUUUUGACG
Orussus abietinus is the source of this 6887-nucleotide messenger RNA. RefSeq names its product protein neuralized (gene neur). Lineage: Eukaryota; Metazoa; Arthropoda; Insecta; Hymenoptera; Orussidae. The coding region runs from base 83 to 2218 and encodes 711 amino acids. The transcript has 4 exons. The record is from RefSeq and is a predicted model, not a curated record. Gene Ontology annotation, molecular function: ubiquitin protein ligase activity.